AUGUCUCGCAGUUCUCGUCGUCGUAAGCACGCCGUCUCUCAAUUAAACUUAAUGGUCGUGGGUUUUAGCUCUCUCGGUAAGACCUCCUUCAUCCGUAUGCUUUUCGACACACUUGGUCGUUUAAAAGAAGACAUAGAGCCCCCUGCUUCUCUAUCUAAAAGAGCCGAAACAGCGCAGGACGCAGAAGCAGCGCGAACGAAAGAAUUAUAUUCUUUCACUUUAGAUAUCGAAGAAGAGGGUGAAAAAAUUUCUUUAACCUUAGUCGAUUGUCCUGGCUUCGUAAGAGAUAAUGAACUCAGACUUGACGUUCAAGUUACUGAAGAAACUAAAGUAAAACGUAAUCCUAAAGCUCAAGACAGUCAGAUUCAUGCGUGUCUUUAUUUUAUUGAUAAUACAAAUAAUGGUUUAACCGAUAAAGACAUUCGUAUUUUAAAAAGAUUAACUGCUCGUGUAAAUGUCAUCCCUAUCGUUGCAAAAGCUGAUUUACUUACGACAACUCAACUUGCCAAUUUAAAAAAGGCUAUCAAUCGAGACAUAAAGCAAUAUCAAAUCCCUGUGUUUGACUUUCCUGUCGAUGAAGAAGAUGGUUCGGAAUCUGAAGUUGUAGAAGCUUUUGCUGAUAUUCAAACUCAAAUCCCUUUUUCUAUAAUUGCUCCUGAAGAUGCUGAACUCACCGAUCCAUCGACAAGUGAAAAAAUCUUAGGACGACAAUAUGCAUGGGGUGUUAUUGAUUGUUUAAACCCAAAACAUUGCGAUUUUGUUGUACUAAGAAAUGUACUUUUAUCAAGCCACCGCAAGCUAUUCAAGGAUAUUACUUUGGAAUUAUUUUACGAACAAUACCAUGAUCACCAAGGAACAGAAGAAGAAAUUGAUGGAAGAUUUACAGGAAAUUUAAAUUGA
Racocetra fulgida is the source of this 900-nucleotide messenger RNA. NCBI's taxonomy places the organism in Eukaryota, Fungi, Glomeromycota, Glomeromycetes, Diversisporales, Gigasporaceae. The record is from the annotation of a GenBank genome assembly.